CCCAGCAGCCAGCCAGAGCAGAGCCCAGCACGCUCCUCACUCAGCCCAGCACCCUCAGAGGAUGCUGAGCCGCUAUGGCCCCCUGCACCACAGCCCUAGCCCUCUGUGUGGCACUGCUCCUCGCCUGGCCGACGGACGGUGAGAGGCUGGCCAGCCCCAGGCACGUGCACUUUGCUGCGGAGAUGGCACAUCACCUGCUGCAGUGGGAGCCGGGACACAACCUCCCCAGCAACGUCCGCUACGAGGUGGAGCACAAAGUCUAUGGCACCAAUUUCUCCUGGACAGCCGUCCCAAACUGCAUGAGGAUCUCAGGGAAUUCCUGCGACCUCACCUACUACACCCUGGAUCCUGCCCUGCGCUACUACGCACGGGUCAGGGCUGUGUCUGGAAACCACACAUCCCCGUGGAAAAGAACCAACUCUUUCUCUCCACAAGAAGCCAGCCUGCGGCUAUCGGGCCAGAGCCUCUCUGUGACAGGCAACAGCGUCCACGUGCAGCUGCAGCUGCUGCUCAGGGUGGGCAACACCAGCGUGAAGUACGAGGACAUCCAGAAGCAUGCGAGGCGAUACGUGGUGUACGUCAGGAGGGCGCAGGACAACCGCACGUACCAAGUGGUAGAGACCACCCCGAAGUUCAACAUCAGCAGGCUGUUCUGGGACACGGAGUACUGCAUCAGCGUGGAGCCCGACGUGGCCAGCCGCCGCAUCCGUGCCACGCGCACCGACGAGCAGUGCGUCACCACCACCCACAGGCACAAGAGUGCAGAGUUUGCCCUGGGCAUCGUUGGCUCCUCCUUCAUCACCCUGUUGUUCUUGGGCCUCCUGGGAUCUCUGCUGGUGUGCUUCUACGUAAAGCAACCUGUGAGGACACCUGCCGUUCUGAAGUCUUUCAUAAAGCAGAGCUCGCUCUGGGUGGAGCAGGAGUCCUCAUCCUCAGGCAGCCCAGACACAGACCCUGUACAGCAGCUGUUUCUGGGACAGAAGGAGCCCCAGCAGAACAGCGGGCUCGAGGGCAGCACCAGCACAGCACAGCUGCCCCUGGAGAAGGGCUGGAGGCUCCCGGGCUGGUCUGAGGAGUGGCUGCGCCUGCCAGGGCUGGGGGCUGCGGGCAGCAGAGACAGCAGCUGUGCCAGCACCGACAGCGGCAUUUGCCUGCACGCCCCUGAGCUGGGCUGCUCCUCGGGGCCCGAGCCCCAGGGCUACAGACAGCAGCUGCCCGCUGGCGAUGACAGCGGCCUGGGCUUGGAGAGCGGCCGCCUCGACCCCACGUGCUCGUCCAGCAGCGGGAGCCCCGGCCCCACGGAGCCCCUGCAGCCCUGCGGCGGGGAGCUCAGCCAGCAGGACCUGCAGUUCCGGGGGUACCUGCAGCAGAGCAAGGGCACGGUGCAGCCCAGGUGGGACACAGCCAAGGCGCUGCCCUUCUCAGGCUGGGCAGGAUGCCCGCAGGGCCCGGGCAGCGCAGACGUCAUGCUGGAAGUAGAGUGCUCCGAGCUGGCUGUGCCCAAAGGCUAUUUGAAGCAGUCCUCUGCCGAGCCUCCCCGCAGACACACACAGGACCUUGCUCCACGGGCAGCCCCUUGGGAGCCCAUUGCCUGGGACUUUUCCAGCCAAAUGGGACCCCAAGUCCCUACUCUGCUGAACUAUGGGGCUCCAGGGGCUCUCUCAGCCUCCAAAGAUGGAUCCCAGCUCCUGAAAGCUCCUUUCAACCUGAACGACUUGAACACUGACCUCCUGGGGACGCUGCCCCUCAUCUCCAGCCUCAGCACCAACACGUGGCUCAUGCUGCAGAUCGACCCCCUGAGCCUGCUGAACAGGGACAGCAAGGACAGCCGCCUGUGAGGCACGUGCCCUCGGCCCCACACGCUGACCCAACUACCUCUUCUGACACUGCCCACAGGGGGCAGCUACUCCAAUAAGCUACUGCCAACCCCUGAACACUGAUGUGUCCAACGGAGCGGUGCCCUGGCCGACAUUCGCCCAAGAAGCACCUUCUGACCUACUUCUGGGGCAGCUUUGGCCUCAGUACCACUGUAGGCAGCCCCCAGUGUGCCUUGCACCUUCUCUGCACCCAGUCUCCCAUGUAAAGCUAACAGGCAUGGAGACAUGCUGCUGUUCUGGAGGGGCUCCUCUGCCUCCUCUGACCACUGUGUCCAAGGACACGCACCAAAGCGUGAUCCUGCCUCCCCAGCAGCCCAGCACAGAGCCCCAGGGCCAGCCCUGUGCUUCCCCUCCCCACUUCCCCCUUCUAUUGGCAAGCCCCAUGCUCCUCCAGCUGACAUCCACACCACUGAUGCCGUCCAAACCUUUCACAACAGAGACAAAGCGCAGAGCAGCCUGACGUCAGCCAUCCUGCAGCUGGGAGCAUGGAGCUCCCACCCUAUCUGGCCUCGUUUGGAGGGAGCAGGGACUUUCCUGACCCUACAGAGACCCCUGAGCAUCCAGCUCCUAAGACAGAGCCUGGGCACUAGCUACCUCCCCCACAGUGCAGGAUGCUUGUGGCCACUGCUCAAUGAACCCAGCACGAGCCAGGGCAGCCCUGCCCACACUAUGCUCCACGUUCUGCCACUGAUGCAUACAGACCUUAUUUAUUCUAUUUAAUUUGUAAAUACAGAAAGGAUGUGGUGUUA
This is a messenger RNA of Colius striatus (speckled mousebird), 2626 nucleotides long. It is a transcript of the gene IL10RA, whose product is annotated as interleukin 10 receptor subunit alpha. The record is from RefSeq and is a predicted model, not a curated record. The transcript has 7 exons. The coding region runs from base 75 to 1838 and encodes 587 amino acids. NCBI's taxonomy places the organism in Eukaryota, Metazoa, Chordata, Aves, Coliiformes, Coliidae. Gene Ontology annotation, molecular function: protein binding.